This is a messenger RNA of Tachysurus vachellii, 512 nucleotides long. Its product is annotated as histone H3. NCBI's taxonomy places the organism in Eukaryota, Metazoa, Chordata, Actinopteri, Siluriformes, Bagridae. The record is from RefSeq and is a predicted model, not a curated record. The transcript has a single exon. The coding region runs from base 21 to 431 and encodes 136 amino acids. Gene Ontology annotation, cellular component: nucleosome. Gene Ontology annotation, molecular function: DNA binding; protein heterodimerization activity; structural constituent of chromatin.
GAAGUUCACAGCUCGACGCCAUGGCAAGAACCAAGCAGACCGCCCGUAAGUCCACUGGUGGCAAAGCGCCCAGGAAGCAGCUCGCCACUAAGGCUGCUCGCAAGAGCGCCCCGGCUACCGGCGGCGUGAAGAAGCCUCACCGUUACAGGCCCGGCACCGUGGCUCUGAGGGAGAUCCGCCGUUAUCAGAAGUCUACUGAGCUGCUUAUCCGUAAGCUGCCCUUCCAGCGCCUGGUGAGAGAAAUCGCUCAGGAUUUCAAGACCGACUUGCGUUUCCAGAGCUCGGCCGUCAUGGCCUUGCAGGAGGCUAGCGAGGCGUACCUGGUCGGUCUGUUCGAGGACACCAACCUGUGCGCCAUUCACGCCAAGAGGGUGACCAUCAUGCCUAAGGACAUUCAGCUGGCCCGCCGUAUUCGCGGAGAGCGCGCUUAAACCUCAAUUCUGUCUAAUGUACACAAAGGCUCUUUUAAGAGCCACCACAUUCUCUCUGAUAAAUGAGCACUUCUUCAUAUC